Messenger RNA from Diachasma alloeum, 2541 nucleotides. RefSeq names its product serine protease inhibitor 88Ea. The transcript has 4 exons. The coding region runs from base 316 to 1650 and encodes 444 amino acids. Gene Ontology annotation, molecular function: serine-type endopeptidase inhibitor activity. NCBI's taxonomy places the organism in Eukaryota, Metazoa, Arthropoda, Insecta, Hymenoptera, Braconidae. The record is from RefSeq and is a predicted model, not a curated record.
UUGUGUCGCGCCAAUCGAGAGACUCGUGUGUAAGUUUUGAGUUUGAGAAGGGCGCCAGUACAAAUCCGGCCUCCGGCAAACACCCGGGAGGAAUAUAAAGCUCUGAUCCUCAGUGAUUUCGGACAGUUCGAGCUCUGACCAAUCCCUCAUUCAAACGAUUAACGCGAAAAUUGUGACAAUGAAGCAUUGAAUGACGAAUUGAAUGAACUUUAACAGAUGAAUCUUCGUUAAUUAACAAAAAAGAAGUGAUAAAUUAAUCAAUAUUCAUUGGACUCAGUUGUGUUUGUGUUUUUUUAAAUUUGUUCGGGUGAAAAAAUGAUGAAAAUGAAGGGAAUUUAUAUUUUUCUCAGUGUAUUUCUACUCAGCACAAUCCCGAGAACAAACUCCCAAUGUUUGACUGGUAACGACAGUCCACAGGCAAUGAAUCCAAGUGCCAAGAGCCUGCUGACAACGUCCAAAUUCAACUUCACACUCGACGCAUUCAGAAAAUCAGCGGCUAUCGAGUCCAAGGAUAAUAUAUUCUUCAGUCCUCACAGUUUACACGAGGCCUUAACCCUAGCGUUCUUCGGCGCACGUGGAACAACAGAGGAGUCCUUGAGAAGAGCACUUCAGAUACCUCAAGAACUCUCGAAGAUUGAUGUUCAGAGGAUGUACUCCCUUGACAGGGCUUUCAAGAAGGUCCAGGAGGAUCUGGGAAACGUCUCAUCGAGUUACGAAUUCAAAACCGCCAAUCGCCUCUAUAUCAGCAGCGCCAAGAAGGUUCGAGAGUGCAUGCUGGCCCUCUUCGGCCAAGAACUCGAAAAAGUGGACUUCAAGGCGGACCCCAACGCAGUGAGAGUGCAAAUCAACGACUGGGUCAGCAACACCACGAAAGGGCACAUCAACGACCUCAUCCCGUCUGACGGAAUCGACGAGACCAGCGACCUCGUCCUCGUGAAUGCCGUGUACUUCAAGGGACUCUGGCAGAGCAAAUUCGAUAGGACUAAUUCGAAGAGGGACAUCUUCUACGGGUCAAAGAAUUCUUUGGUCACUUUCAUGAGACAGAAGAAGACAUUCAACCACAUUGUGUCCGAAGAGCUCGGAGCUCACGUCCUCCAGCUGCCCUACAAGGGCGAGGACAUCUCCAUGUUCAUCCUCCUGCCGCCAUUCGCAAUGGCCCGCACCCUGGACCAGUCGCCGAACGCCACAGGCGAUGGUGACGGGCUCAGACAAGUGAUCGAGAGGAUGACGACCACGGAGAGGGGUAUCCAGGAGCUCAAGGACAUCCUCAACGACGGGAUGCCAUCGAAAGAAGUUGAGGUGUCCCUCCCUCGUUUCACAGUUGAGAAGCAGCUUCCGGUGGGUCGACUCCUGGAGGAGAUGGGAGCCGGCGAGCUCCUGAGGGCUGGCGCCGACCUGAAAGGAUUCGUCGAGGAUGUGGAGGGCCUGCACCUCGGGGAUGCCGUUCACAGGGCGAAAAUCGAGCUGAACGAGGAGGGAACAACAGCCGCUGCUGCCACUGCCCUCUUCAGCUUCAGGUCCAGCAGACCUGCAGAGCCAGCUGUCUUCAAUGCGAAUCAUCCCUUCAUCUAUCUGUUGUACGACAGGCUGAGUCAGUCCAUCAUCUUCACGGGGAUCUACCGUACCCCGACCACCCCCGGCGAGGCAUGAAGGCUUCCGCGCCUGAGGGAGUCUCUCAUCAAGUGGAGGAAACGGUUUUUUGGAGCGGUCAGGGGGAGGGGGAGGCGAGAUUCGUCGAGUUGAGGUCGAGUUUUUGGUGGGGAUGCGGGGAUCUAGAGGGGAGAGAGGAGCUUUGAGGGAGAGGUCUGAUAUAAGUGACGCUAGAGCUUGGCUAGGCGGCGCCUAGUCAGUGCCUAGUCGCAGCCUAGUCACGCGAAAUUUCGUUAUCGGGGCCUAACAUGUUUCCUCUGAUGAAUGUGACAUGAAGUUUAUUGGUUCUGUUGGUCUAGUGGCAUGAUGUACUGUUUACAGUGCACGAUAAUGAAAAUUGUGGGCGGACCUUUCUGUGGAGCUCAGUGAGAGUUGCAAAAAGGUCCUGGAACCAAUUUCGCUUUUUUCGGAAUUUUAAGAUGUUCAUUAAAAAAAAUGAAAACAAUAAGGGAAAUAAUGAAAAAUAAUUGUCUAAUGUUCAUAAAGUUUAUUUUUUAGUUCAAUUUAAACAGUUUUGUAAAAAUAUUUUUUAUAGAGUGAGAAGUGCGUUAUCUUCAUUGGAUUUCCGAAUUUUUGAAAAAAAAAACUCGUCUCAACUCGAAACUUCCGGGGCUUCCCAAUCUCCGGCUUUAUCUCCCGAUUAACGAAAACCGAUAAGAACUCUCGAAUUUUUAGAUUCAUUUCGUAGCCCAGUUGAUCAUCAAAUUGCCAAUGUAUCAAAGUAGAGUGGAAAUCAUAAAUUCCUGCGAUUAACUCCCCCAGAUGAGUCAUCAUCAUAUUUAGUUUUAGAAUCUGUAAACAUAGUGUGUAAAUUUUUAAGAUGGAGGAGUUUCAUGGAGUUGAGGAGAUGAGUGUAACAACUCAAAUACAUCGAAUAUUUAUUUUUAGAAA